GCACAACAGGACGAGCCGCACGUCAAGCCGCGACAGCAAACACUAGCCUCCUCCAAGACAAUCUUUUCUCUUAGGUGGUAGGUCUUGUCAUUUUACUCAUACGCCCGAUCACACAAAGAACGAACGACCGAACGAACCACUCCUCAAAUUCAGAACCUUGGUAUUGCUUCCAUCUCUACUACAGCAUUCGCAGCCCUAGCACCCACUACAUUUCCUCCAUCUCGACUUCAUCCAGCAUGUCCACUCCAACUCCAAGCAACGAUCCUUCCAAGUCCGGCCUCUCCACUCCAAAGAAGGAGACGGCGGAGCAACCUCCCUCUCCCACCUCUGGAGCCGACGCAACCACCCCAACCGCCAGCGCCGCCCACGCGCCCACACCCGCAACCGACCCCGAUGCCACGCCCAAGAAGGCCCAAUCCUACCGCGUCGAUCCAUCUAGCACUCCGAGCGCCAAACACGGCUCCAUCGCCGCCUGGGGGAGCACCUCUGGAAAACUCUACCUCUCCAGUCCGCGCCUCAACGACCCGAAAUCGCUGAGCGGCCUCUCGGAGUAUUUCCUCGGCUGGGGCCUGGCGAAGAAGACCACCGAGCAAGGAGAUGCGGAGAAGGCGGAGAAAGUGGAGGACGGCGCCGGUGAGGAAAAGUCAGGCGAAGUCGACUGA
Cladophialophora immunda is the source of this 662-nucleotide messenger RNA. RefSeq lists its product as uncharacterized. NCBI's taxonomy places the organism in Eukaryota, Fungi, Ascomycota, Eurotiomycetes, Chaetothyriales, Herpotrichiellaceae. Bases 237 to 662 code for a protein of 141 amino acids. The transcript has a single exon. The record is from RefSeq and is a predicted model, not a curated record.